Molecule: messenger RNA, 2519 nt
Organism: Osmerus eperlanus (European smelt)
Lineage: Eukaryota; Metazoa; Chordata; Actinopteri; Osmeriformes; Osmeridae
Gene: ankrd33aa
Product: ankyrin repeat domain 33Aa
Exons: 5
Coding region: 252-1610 (452 amino acids)
Molecular function (GO): protein binding
Source: RefSeq, a predicted model, not a curated record
CCAGGGAGCAAGCAGGAGAAGACGUCUGCUGAACUGUGAUGCUUUAACCACCACGGAGAAAGAGGAGAGGAGAGAAAGAGAAGAGGACUACACCCACUCACCCCCCCGCUGGACAGAUACUCGUUUAUUCCGGGAUUUCUCCUCCAGGAUGCAGAUAGCAGCCACAGGGUCCACAAGGCCCCUCCCACAGGACUGAUCCCCGUCCACAGGGGGGGAGGGGAAGGGGUGUAGGGGAGCGGGGGGUCGGCGCUAUGGCGACGGCGUCCCACGACCCCAACCUGGGCGCCGGCCCCUCGGACGACUCGGAGAUCUCCCUCGACGAGUCGGAAAGCGGGAGCGUGCUGUCCGACGACUCUGUGAUGCCCGACUACGAGCGCGAGGACAAGCCCAGGGGGGGGUCCACCCCCACGCUGUACGAGGCCUGCCUCAGGAACGAGGCCCUCACCCUCCGCAGGGUCCUGGAGAGAGGGGUCACCAGGGAGGAGGUCAUGGAGCUGGACAUCAACGGCAGGAACGGCCUGAUGCUGGGCGUGUCGAAAGGCUACGUGGACAUCGUGUUCGGCCUGUACACGUGUCCAAUGGUGGACAUCAAUCACCAGGACAACGAUGGGAACACCGCCCUCAUGAUCGCUGCUCAGGCCGGGUUUGUCACCAUCCUCAACUACAUCUUGAACUAUUACCCCAGGGUAGACCUGGAGCUGAGGGACACCCGCGGCUUCACUGCCCUCAUCAAGGCCUCCAUGCAGGGCCGCCAGGACUGUGUUUCUGCCCUGCUCAUGCAUGGUGCGGACAUCAACGUGGUGGACUCCACCAAGGGGAAAGACAUCAAGGACUGGGCCUUGAAGACCGGCCGCUUUGAGAUCCUACAGAGGCUCCGACGCCUCCACACUCGGCCCGUCGCCUUGCAGUUCUGCGAAGACUACGCCAUCGAGUGGCCCGCUCUGAAGGUGCUGGUGGCCAAGGCCACGUCCUCCAAGUCAGCGGGCCAGAAGCUGGCCCAGAGCCUCAAGGACAACCUGACCUUCAGCUUCCCCCGAGACCCCCAGGACGACGGGGUGCUGGACCACAUGGUGCGCAUGACCACCAGCCUCCACAGCCCCCUGGUGGCCACCGGCACCCGGCCCCUCUGCCCCACCAGCCCCCCGGAGAUCGGCAAGCGCCGGCUGGCCGUGCCGGAGCUGGUGGCCAAGCACAGCAGCAAGGAGCUGGAGGAGAGCUCCGUGUGCCACGGCGACGGCUCCAUCGCCUCCAUCACGCCCAUCGUGGUGACGACCAGCGGCAUGUCCCUGACUUGCUGCAACGGGGAGAGGCGAGAGAGCAUCGUCUCCGAGGCCACGAGUCACGUCCGCAGCUACCUGCCCCGGAUCCUGACCCAGAGGAACAGCGUGUUCCCCUCCGGCUGCAUCCCCAAGAUCCAGGUGACCAAGUCCGGGGAGCCCACCCCCAAGAAGGAGAAGAAGACGAAGAAGCAAAAGGGCUACCUGGAGCCGCCCGUGUGGAAGUACAAGGAGUCCAAGGAGGAGAAGAAGAAGGAGAGGAAGAAGGCGGAGAAGGAGAAGAGCAAACAGGAGAAGAAGGAUAAGCAGGCCAAGAAGAAGGCGACCAAGUGAGGCCCCGGACAUCUCUGCACCUCUCCUGGGAGGUCUCCAGUAACAGCCGGGGGAAAUGAACGACUGCGAACUGUGGUUGAUAGAAUGUGGUCUUGGCCCCUGAGAGGAGGAACAAGACAAAGACCAUGAGAACUUGAACAGUUAUAGGGGCCUUUCAGCUAACCCCCCCCCCCCCCAGACUUAGUGCUAUACAUUAUUUGUUUGAAAUAACUAUUUUUCCAUCCUGUCAACUUCUAGAGUUGAAUUGACUUGGAAGUGUCUUUGUUUGCUGAGCCAGGAUGACAAUGUCGGGUCAAAGGCAGUUCUUGACAAAGCGUGUGUGAAGAAUAUUCAUACUCUACACUCGUCAUUCCGGCAUUUAUCAUGGCACCAUGUCAUUUCAUUUUGAGAAACUAAAGCAAUAACCAAUGAACAAGGGCUUUUUAUAUCUGUUACACAACUACCAAGGCUUACCUCAUGGGAGUUGAUUGACGUUUGUAUCUGUCUUCGAGGGAGGGAAGUUCAACUGAUUUCAAAGGAAAGGAACUGAAUAUAAACCAAUAACUGAAUGGACUUUUCAGAUAUGAAACAAUCUUGAGUCGUUUUAUCUGGAACCCUCGCACCCCCCACCCUUCAGAUCGGACAAGGUUCACAUCCCAAGCUUAGCACAGAGGAUAACUGAGUCUUGGAUUGCACAAACUUGCUCCAUUAGAUGUUUUAGUAUUAUUAUACUGUUUUCCAUGUCACAUAUCUAAAAUAACACAAAGAAAUGACAGUUGAGUCAGUUUCUAAUCUAGAACCAAAACUUAAAUGUGAAGAAUGCCUAGAACAAAGCUUGUACAUGACCGGCUACGAUAAAUAUUUCCCAUAAGAAACAAAAGCCCUCCAAAUAUUUGAAACAAAAUACGACCAAACGCGAUAGAAGAUGAU